AUGGGCUUGAUGGACCGCAGGCGGCUGGUGGAGGCGCUGGCGUUUCUGCUGAAACUCUUAAUACUUCGGAAGAAGCUGACCUGGCAGCCUCUCGGCUGGUUUCCGGGGACUCUUACGGCUUUUUUUCUUCUUCGUCUGCAUCUUCGUCUUCACCAUUCCAAUCUUCCUUGGAUGCAUUACCUGAACUUGAUAAAUCCAGAAUCACUUCGUAUAGUAGCGUCUUCCUGCCCCAUAGAUUAG
Molecule: messenger RNA, 240 nt
Organism: Protopolystoma xenopodis
Lineage: Eukaryota; Metazoa; Platyhelminthes; Monogenea; Polystomatidea; Polystomatidae
Source: the annotation of a GenBank genome assembly